Paramecium pentaurelia is the source of this 2060-nucleotide messenger RNA. Lineage: Eukaryota; Ciliophora; Oligohymenophorea; Peniculida; Parameciidae. The record is from the annotation of a GenBank genome assembly.
AUGAAUUAAUAAAAAGGUAUUUAAUAUUAUUGAAGUUUAGAUAGGUAAUAAAAACCAGAGUUUUCACCAAUCUCUGAUUAGAAUGAUUGCUAAGACACAACAUAAAAGCGAGACUUUCCAGAAUUGAAUUAAUUGUACAGAGAAAAAGAGGAUUUGAUCAAAUGGUUGUUUGACUAAUUAUUAAUUGCUUAAAAGUUAUGCACUCAAAUAGUAUCAAUAAAAGUAUAAUAAUUGAUUUACAAUUUUAGAACAACGAAUAAAUCUAAGACUUUUAGGAAUUAAAGCGCAUUCUUGAUGAAUCAUUAGAAAAAGCAAAAAAUUAAGGGUAUUCCUAAGAAACAAGUGUUAACCCUUUUGAAUCACCACCUAAAUAUUUUUGCGAUUAGGAAAUAAAUGAUUCAGAGAUUAAAACAAAAAGCUAAAAUAAAUUGAUUAAUAAUCCCACCAAUACCAAAUAAAAAUAAAAUAUGAACAAUUAUUAAAUGAAGUGUAAACAUUUAAAUUAUUUAGUUGGCCCUAGUAAUAGUUAAUAGAAAAUCGACUAAAAUGUUAGUGAAGACAUAGAGACAUUUUAAUAAUUAGAAGAAAACUAAUAAAAAUAAUAUAAUAAAGGUAAUGAAGAUGAAGAGGAAAUAUCAUCAUGUUUUUUUAUAAAUUCUAUGUAUGAAACAAGAGCAAAAAAUUCAUUUAAGCUAUUGAAAUCUUAUUAAGUUAAAUUAUCAUAAGAAUAUUAAAAUUUAUUGAAAGAAUUCUAAAUCUACAAAUAAGAUUAAAAAUAAUUCAUUGAAAAUGAUAUUAAAAUGUUAAUGUAACAAUUCAAAAAUUAAAUAAUUAAUAAUUAAAGAAAUAAGUCUGAUACUAAUAAAUAAAAUACAUAAAAUUAAGAUAUAGUUCUUCUUUAAAAUAGACAAAUAGAAUAACAAACUAAUCAUAAAUUUUAUUUAAUGUUUUAUUAAUAUAAAAAUACUUUACAUUAAUUAAAAAUAGAGUUUGAAAACAUUAAAUAAGAUCUAAAAAAUUAUUAUCAAAGGUUAAAGGUAGUUGUAGAAAAUGAAUAAGAAAAAUUUAAAGAAAAAUUAUAUAAUAUUAUUUCUAAUUAAAACCAAUCUAAUAUAUCAAAAAUAAAGGAUUUGUCAGAUAAUUUAUCUAUAAAAUAAAAGGAAAAUGAAGAAUUAAAGAAAUCUUUAAUUAAUAUAAAAAAAGAAUUGGAUGAGGAGAGAAAAAAUAAUUAAGAAUUAUAAUAUAAAUUAUAAGAACAUGAAAAUGAAGAAUCAUUAAAAUAAUAUAAUGAUUAAAAUGUAUAUUCUUUAUUAAGAAAAUUUGAAUAAAAUUAAAGAUAGGUAUGUCAGAAUGGUAGUGAAGCAUUUGAAAAAUUAUAAAUGAUGGAAGAAUUAAAUUAGUAGAUGACUCAAAUUAAAAAAGCAGUUAUGAAAGAUUAUGAAACUUAAAUUAAUAAUUAAGGAUAAGAAAUUAAGAAAUAAGAAAUCAUGAUUAAAAAUUUAUAAUUAGAAAAAAAAUAAUUAGAAGAAAAUAUAAGAUAAAAUAAUUUUUAAGGUAUUCUAAAUGAUACUUUACAAAAAGUAUAAGAUUAAGAAAAAAAGAAUUAUGAAUUAUCUAUUGAAAUCAGUAAAAAAGCUAAUUAAAUUACUUAUUUAAAAGAACAAAUUCAAACAGUAAAUGAUUUUGUUUAAGGUAAAUAAAAUGAAAUAAAAAAAUAAUUAAUGGAUGAGUAUUAAAAUAUAAUAAAUUUGUAAUUGGAAGGAUGUUACAAUUUAUAAUAAUAAUCUAUUCUUUUUAGUUUCUUAGGACUUAAAAUAUUUAGAUAAUAUAUUAUUUCUGAAAACUCUAAUAGAACAUAGAUUGAUUAAACAAUGGAAAAAUUAAAUAAGUUUAAUUUGAUAUUUCAAAAAAAAGAAAAUUAUAAACUAAAAGAAUCAAAUGAAAUAGAAAGGUUUUAUAAAGAUUAUAAUAAUUAAUUAAAGGAUAUUUAUGAUGAGACUUUAUAACAAUUCAAAAGAUUAUUGAAGGAAAUAUAAGAGAGAAGAAUUAAAGCAUAAUGA